Molecule: messenger RNA, 765 nt
Organism: Rotaria sordida
Lineage: Eukaryota; Metazoa; Rotifera; Eurotatoria; Philodinida; Philodinidae
Source: the annotation of a GenBank genome assembly
AUGAAAAUUAAAUCUACUCGAUCUACAACUGAUUUUACACAAACAGAUAUUAAUUCUUUACUUUUAUUAACUAAAAAAGAAAAACAACCAUUAUUAAUGAUGUCAAAUUCUGAACAACUUAAUAUUGAUUCUACACAAACAACAAUUGAUUUAAACAGAAAUAAUAAAACUCGGUCGCUAGGUCAUGAUUUAGAUGAUCAGCGAUCAGCUGAAAAUGAUCAAAAAUAUCAAUCUUCACUUCAACAACAAUUAAAUUCAAUACACAAAUUUGAUGGACAUGGUAAUCCAAAAAUUUGGUUAAAACAUAUUAUAGAAAAAUUUGAUUUAUUACAACUUCCAUCCCUUGAACGUAAUGAAUUAGUUUCAGAAAUUUUAACUGGUGACGCACUUAUUUGGUAUAUUAAACAACAAGAUGACAUGCCAACUUUUAUUACGUUUAUGAAGAAAUUUUUACAAGAUUUUGAUACUGAAGAAUUAAAAACGGAUUUAUCAAAAAAAUUUAGCUCAUCCGCUAUGUUAUUGAAGGAAUCAGAAGAUACUAUCACAAAUUGUAUACGAAACCAAAUAUUAAUCACGAACAUCGAAAAAUUACAAAAAUAUUCCGGCAAAUUCCAACAAAAUGUAGCUAAAUGGUUACGAGACUUUGAACAAACAAUGAAUAUCUUUAAAUUAACAGAUGAGGAAAAACUUUUUUAUGUAUCUUUAUGUUUAGAAGCGGAUGCACGAGAUUGGUUUUAUGAUAAUCCGCAUCUAUGUACAACGUGG